AUGCAUCUCGACUAUCUGCUCCGCUGUUGUAUCUGUCAGAUGCACUACCACCGCGUCUCCAUACAGCGCCGCGAGCUCCUCGAGACUCUUGUUCCUGGUCUCAAGGUACAUGAAGUAGACGACAACUACCGACACCAGGGCCAGGCAGGCAAACACUAA
Messenger RNA from Pyrenophora tritici-repentis Pt-1C-BFP, 159 nucleotides. Lineage: Eukaryota; Fungi; Ascomycota; Dothideomycetes; Pleosporales; Pleosporaceae. The record is from RefSeq and is a predicted model, not a curated record.